AUGAGCAGCACAGCUGAUCUAUUGGACAAAGUAUUAAAAGCAAUUGAAGAAAAUAUUACCACUGAGAACAGUUGCUCUCUUCUUAUGGCUCUGGACACAUUACUGAACUCUGAAAGUACAAGGGAAAUGGGUUUUACGUGCAAGAUCCAGGCUCUGCGUGAUAAGCUGUGGAUCUUCCUGGUACAGUCUUUCUAUGCUGUUCGUCACACAGAGAGCUGGAAGCUGAUGAGCACUGAUGAUCAACAGAGAAUCCAAGCAGCUGCAUUUGACAAAGGUGAUGAUCGAAGACUGGGCAAAAAGCCUGUAUUCAGUAGCUCUCAGCAAAGGAAACAAGUUUCUGACUCUCCUGUUAUAAAAAACAAGUCUUGGAGGGAAAAUAACAAGAAAGAGUGUUGGAGUUACCCCUCCACUAAUCAAAAGAUGAAAUCUGAUGGAUUGGGAGCAUCUGGACAUUCAUCAAGUAAUAGAAAUACUAUAAAUAAAACUUUGAAGCAUGAAGAUUUAAAAGAAAAGAAUGGUACAAAAAUAACACCUAAGGUUACAAAAGAUUUAAAAACUGGGGAAAAAAAUGUUUCUGGGAAGCCCAGAGCUAUAAUUAAACCCAAAACAGAAAACAGUGAUAAUGCAAAGUCAGAAAACAUGUCUCCUGGGCAAGUUGUGGAAAGAUCAGCAGCAGCAUAUGGACAGAAGAAUUCAUUAAAUGGAAAAGGAGUGAAAAAUCAGGAAGGGCAAAUUACAGGUGCCAGACCCAAGAUACUCUCUGGAAACUUAAAUGUGCAUGCCAAAGCAAAGCCUUUGAAGAAAGUAACAGGAAAAGAGUCUCCAGGCCUCAGCAUCACUGGACCCUCUAGUAAAUCUACCAAUUCAAGUACAGAAUUACUGAUUUCAACUGAAUAUCUAGAUGAACCAAAAGAAAAUGGAUCGAUCAGAGGAGAGAAGCCAUCAGAUCAUAACCUGUCUUUUUUUGAUUCUCAAGGACAAACAGCAAAAACCACUGUGGGAAGUGUCAGAACUUCCACUGUAGUAAAAUCUCGACCUGUUUCAAGGGCUACCAAUGGAACUCCCAAUAAAAAAAGCAUUCAUGAACAAGAAACUAAUAUAAAUGGCAGUGUGUUAAAGAAAGUCACUGGCAAAGGACCUAGUGAUCCAGUACCACAGGCAGUUUUGAAGAAAAGAGGAAAUGGCAAUGGAUGUGCUACAGGCCAGCACAGGACAAAGGGUACCCCAUCUAAUCUUGCUAAAAGCCAAGGAUCUCAAGGAGAGUCACCAAAUUCACUAAAAUCUUCAGUCUCCUCAAGGCAGUCUGAAGAAAAUGUGAGAAAGGUGGAUCACAAUGCAACUACAGAUAAACAAACACCUAAGAGAAAAACUGUCAAGCAGGGACACACAACUUUGCCUAAGGUUAAUGCAAAAAUAGUGACAAUGCCUAAAAGCCUAAGUCAGUCAAAGAAAGGGGAAACUUUGAAUAAUAAAGAUGCAAAACAGAAAAUACUUCCUGGACAGGUUACCUCGAAGACUCAAUCUUCUCAAAGACCUUUAAAAAGUGAAACACCUGUCCAAAAAAGUAUGCUUCGUGAUGUACAUGAUAAUAAUAAGAGCAGUGUAUCAGAACAGAAGUCUUACAAAGCUCUAAUUAAUUUUACACCUGAGAUCAGUGGUACAGAAGCAUCUCAUUCUUUAUGUAAACCCGAUCCACAAAAGCCAUUAAACAAGCAAGGAAAAGAGAAGAUGGUAGUAGAGUGCCAAAAUAUUUCAAAACUGGAUAAAUUAGUAAAACGUGAACUGGAAUCAAAACAAAUUUGUUCAGAUAAAAGUGAAACAAAGUUUCCUGAUCACAAAGAAACAGAUAAGUACCAUGCAGCUAAAAUACAUUCUCAUUCUGAUGGGAGUGAUAAUGUAGAUUUUAAAUAUCUUAGUACCACUGCCCUAAAAUCCAUGAUUACAAAUCCAAAUGAAAACUCCUUGCACUCUAAUCUAGCCUGUGAUUUAGACUCAACAAAAGAAGAGCAAAUCCAUUUAAUACCAGAGAGGGAGAACCAAAUAGACAGAAAAGAUACAAAGCAAAAAUCAACCAUUAAAGGUGUGAAAGAUUUUUUACCUUCUGUUCCUGAAAGGACAAAUGCUACUUUAAAUUCUGUUCAAAAUGACAGAAAAUGCAAAAUUCAUGUAGAAGGACUGACAAUUCCUACUCAGUUUUCUGAUGACUCUGCUACAAACAGAGACAAACAUGCUAUAGUAGGUUCAGAUAUUUCUUCUAAAUGUUGUUCAGGACAAAUAUCAGGAAAAAGUUCUCCUAAAGAUUUGGAAACCACAGAAACUCCAGAGAACCAUGAGACAUUAGAAGCUCCAUUCAUGGGUCCCUGGAGUUUGAGAUCCAGUGUUCAUCAGAGAGAGAGUCCCGAAUCUGAUACUGGCAGCGCUACCACAUCUUCUGAUGACAUAAAGCCCAGAUCUGAAGAUUAUGAUGCUGGAGGGUCUCAGGAUGAUGAUGGCUCAAAUGACAGAGGUGUUUCUAAAUGUGGCACUAUGCUGUGCCACGAUUUUCUUGGAAGAAGUAGCAGUGAUACCAGCACUCCUGAAGAAUUAAAAAUAUAUGAUAGUAAUUUAAGAAUUGAAGUAAAAAUGAAAAAGCAAAGUAGCAAUGAUCUUUUCCAAGUAAAUUCCACAAGUGAUGAUGAGAUUCCUAGGAAAAGGCCAGACAUUUGGUCUCGUUCUGCAAUAGUCCACCCUAGGGAGAAAGAAAAUACUCUGCGAGGCAGUGUCCAGUGUGCUCAGGAAAUAGAUCAAAUUUCUUCCUCAGCAGAUGAAACAGAAGAUGAAAGGUCUGAAACGGAAAAUGUUGCAGAAAGUUUUCCUACAUCUGACCAAGCUCCUCAGCAGUUUCAGGGAAUAAUUAAUUUAGCUUUUGAAGAUGCAGCUGAAAAUGAAAGUCAUGAGUUUUCUGCAAGUAAAAAAUUUAAAAGAUCAGUUUUACUUUCAGUUGAUGAAUGUGAAGAGCUGGGGUCUGAUGAAGGGGAAGUUCACACUUCCUUGCCAUCUUCAAUAGAUUGUCUUUCACCUUCUGAUGUUUUUGAUGGCGUUUCUCAUUCACAUCAUGAAAGGACCUGCUAUUCCAGAUGCUUGCCAGAAAGUCACAAUAGUAUUUUAGAAUGUAAGCAAGAUAAAGGCAAUAGUGUACAUAAAAAUGAAAGCCCUCUCUUGGGUCAUAGCAUUGACUCUUCAAGAAAAGAUCACCACAGUGCUUCAGCCACAGAAAAAAGGAACACAGUAGAUGUCCUGUCCAAAGGAGGCAAACAGCUUCUUCCAGAAGAUUCAAAAGUUAACAUUGGGAGUGAUCAAAAUAAUGACUUUCAGCAAUGCAGCAAACUUUCAGAUAGUGAUAUAAAAAAUCAAGAAAGACCCUGUCAUUUGGAGCUUCACCAGAGAGAACUCAGUUCUGACAUACCAAAGAACAGCUCUACAAAAUCUAUAGACUCCUAUCGGAGUCAAGUUCUGCCUCAGGAAGGUCAAGUGAAAGAGAGCCAUCCCACAGCUACCGAAAAAGCCAAUAUUGCUUUAACUGCAGGAGACAUAGAUGAUUGUGACACACUGGCACAAACCUGCAUGUAUGACCAUCGGCCUUCAAAAACCCUUUCUCCAAUAUAUGAGAUGGAUGUAAUAGAAGCUUUUGAGCAGAAAAUGGACUCAGAAUCACACAUUAUGGACAUAGAUUUUGAAGAUAAUCAACACUUUGCAAAACAAGAUUGGACACUACUAAAGCAACUGCUCUCCGAAGAGGAUUCAAACUUGAACAUUACAAAUUCUGUUCCUGAAGACUUAAAUCUAGCACAGUACCUUAUCAAUCAGACACUACUUUUAGCACGAGACAGCUCAAAACCUCAGGGUAAAGCACAUGUUGACACUUUGAACAGAUGGAGCGAACUAUCAUCUCCACUUGAUUCCUCAGCAAGCAUCACCAUGGCUAGUUUUUCCUCUGAAGAUUGUUCACCCCAAGGGGAAUGGACAAUUCUGGAACUGGAAACUCAGCAUUAA
This is a messenger RNA of Orycteropus afer afer, 4032 nucleotides long. Lineage: Eukaryota; Metazoa; Chordata; Mammalia; Tubulidentata; Orycteropodidae. The record is from RefSeq and is a predicted model, not a curated record.